Messenger RNA from Nanorana parkeri, 1422 nucleotides. It is a transcript of the gene HLX, whose product is annotated as H2.0 like homeobox. Lineage: Eukaryota; Metazoa; Chordata; Amphibia; Anura; Dicroglossidae. The transcript has 4 exons. The record is from RefSeq and is a predicted model, not a curated record. Gene Ontology annotation, molecular function: DNA-binding transcription factor activity, RNA polymerase II-specific; sequence-specific DNA binding. The coding region runs from base 43 to 1176 and encodes 377 amino acids. Gene Ontology annotation, biological process: regulation of DNA-templated transcription.
GGCCCUGCAGCCCGAGGGGCCCCUGUGAGUUUAGCCUGUACGAUGUACACCACCGGGCUGGCCCCGUUCUAUGCCGCCUCUCAUUUCAACAUGUGGUCUGCCUACUGCUCGGGGGGCUUCCCUCCUCCGGACCCCGCUAAGAAGCCUUCCUUCUGCAUCGCUGACAUCCUCCAUGUGGGGGACCCUGACAGCCCCCCGGGAUCCUCCCACAUGGGCGUCCUGCACCCGGCUCACUACCAAACAACUGGGGGCUCCCCCCUCAGACCCACCCCGCUCACCCCGGACUCUGGAUUCAGGAUCUCCCCUCUUUCCCCAUACCAGCAACCUCACCCCCACCGGGGACCCAACUUCAGGGGGCCCCAUGGAAGCACCCAGCCGGCCCCCUCCAGCAAGGACCUCAAGUUCGGUAUUGAUCGGAUCUUGUCCACAGAGUUUGACCCCAAAGUCAAGGAAGGCAACACCCUGAGAGAUCUAACCUCAUUGAUCAGCUCAGGCCGCCAGUCAGGAGUCCACACUGCCCCCCACAUGCAGUCUACAGCCAGCCAUUUCUUCGCCUCUCUAGAUCCCCUCACUGAUACCCCGACUAUCCUGGGGCAACUAAACAGCAACCAGAGGAGCUCAGUGCAGCAAUUCCAGGACACCUUCCCAGGCCCCUAUGCAGUCCUCACCAAGGAUACAAUGCCACAGACCUACAAGAGGAAGAGAUCCUGGUCCCGGGCUGUGUUCUCCAAUCUCCAAAGAAAAGGGCUGGAGAAAAGGUUCGAAGUGCAAAAAUAUGUCACCAAGCCGGACAGGAAGCAGCUGGCAGCCAUGCUGGGGCUCACCGAUGCCCAGGUCAAGGUCUGGUUUCAGAACAGGCGCAUGAAGUGGAGACACUCCAAAGAGGCACAAGCACAAAAGGACAAAGAGAAGGAAGAGUCAGAAAAGACAGAGGUCCCAUGCCCCGCGGAAGGGGACCUUGACAGGAGCAGUAGUCCUUACAGGACAGAGGGGGACAGUGACAGCAGUGACUCUGAAUUGCUGGACUUAAUGGCCAGUGACAGUGAACGGACUGAGGUCACCUCCGAGACUCAACAGACCAGUGUCAUCAAAUUGUCCCCAGCCACCGACCCCUCCACGCCGCAACCCCCCCCCUGUUCAGAGACUGCCACACCACAGAGCCCGCCCCAACAUUAAUCCAGCGGACCCCGGAUGACAGACUGCUUUGUUGGAUUAUGGUCCUCUCUGGAUACUUCAUUUAAGACACUGUGAAAUUAUUCUCUGGGCGGAUUGUCUUCUAUGGACGAUUGUACCACUGGGAACAUUUGGAGGAGAGCACACAACUGGCGGCCAGUGCAUCGCAAACACUUUAAAGGGCCACUAAACAUAACUCACCAAUCGGUUUAUUUAUCAGAGCUUUAAUGGCAUCCACUGAUUAACACG